Messenger RNA from Thlaspi arvense, 2854 nucleotides. Lineage: Eukaryota; Viridiplantae; Streptophyta; Magnoliopsida; Brassicales; Brassicaceae. The record is from the annotation of a GenBank genome assembly.
CCACAAUCCUUUACAACUAGCAAAGUAGCAAAACAAACGUGGGACUAAAAAACGCUACUUGCUUGCGUUCAUCUGCAGAACACGGCACGUUUGUUUGAUUCGAUUCCUCCUAUAAGAACGCGGUCGAAGUAUUUUGCGUUUCCUGGACAUUUCGAAUCUCUCUAAGUUAGUACUCGAAGUUCUUCGAGGCCAAUUUUGAAGUAAUCGUUAACAACAUUUCCGAAGAAUCUCUUUCUCUAGUUAAUAUGAGCCUUACACAAGAUCCUCCACGCGUGUUCUUCCGCUGUGGAAACCCGUUCAAGAUUCUAUUUCCGAAGAACAACAAUGCACGCUUAUCGCCGAAGCUUCUCUCAAUAGUGAACAAUUUCGAGACAAAGAUGACGGUGUCGAUUAGAGAGCUUAUACCAAAGGAUGAGAAUGAUAUCGUUACUGUUUCUUGGAUGAGCCAAGCCAUGGAAUCUCUUUGCGGGACACACAAGGCUCUCAGGACACUCGUGACCGAUCUAGAGCUUCCUGUCUCGGACUUGGAGGAAGAUUUGAUUCACAUGUACGCCGACAUUAGCUUGAAGCUCCUAGACCUCUGCAACGCCUUCACAUCAGAGCUGGACCGUCUCAACCAUGGGAAUCUAUUACUUAAGUUCGCUUUUAGUAAGCUGGAGACAAACAACUGUCCUGAGGAAUCCUCGUUAUCGCACCUGGACAGUUGGUAUCAGCACAUGGCUUCCAAGAACCCGAGAGUUGAAAACUGCGGCGCGGUUUUGAGUAGUCUUGUUGAAUCAUUGAAUCAUCAUCAUCUCCCCAAGAAGGGGAAGAAGAAGCACUCUGCGAAAGGAGAAGUGCUCUUGCGAGCUCUGUACGGCACAAAGGUCAAGACUUUAUACAUAUUCAGCGUGUUUGCUGCUGCGUUCUCAGGCUCGUCCAAGAAUCUCUUGUAUCUAACCAUUCCAAAGGAGAUGGAGAAGCUUCCAUGGGCACAAGCUUUCAUGGAAUUGCAGUACUCGAUUAACCCGGAGAUCAAAAACACAUUCUUAUCAGACGGAUUCACGGUUAUUAGAGAUCUCGAGGCUGUUGAAUCCGGUGUGAAGAAGCUUAAGACAGCGGUCCAAGAAGGGUCGGUUCCUAAUGUAUUGGUGGAGGUGAUGAAGAGCUCAGUGAUAGAAAUUUCGGAAAGGUUUGAUCUUGUCUCAAAGGAAACACGUUGCUUGUUGAAGAUAGUGAUCUCUGCACGAGACGCGUUGUUGGGGAGCCUCUGGACCAAAUACGCAGAAGAGUUGGGAGGAGUGACAUUGCCGAUGAUUAAAAGUGGUACAAUUCCAAUCCAACAACUAGAGAUGCCUAUUAAAGAAAAAACCAAAGUGGAAUUGACUUGGAUAGAAAAAAACGAAGAAGAAGACGAAAACCCGUUUAGGUUCACGGGUCGCCCGAGAGGAGCCUUUCCCCUUAACCAUAUGUCGGCGGAGUCUUGUUUCGGUGGUUCUGGUGAUCAGAACACCAAAGGAUAUCCUACUCAUGGUGGUAGCUACGUUCAGUAUAAUGUCUAUGGAAAUCUCUUCGAGGUUUCUAGAAAGUAUGUUCCUCCUCUUCGUCCAAUCGGUAGAGGCGCUUAUGGCAUCGUCUGUGCUGCUACGAACUCCGAGACUGGAGAGGAGGUUGCUAUCAAGAAGAUCGGUAAUGCUUUUGACAACAUCAUCGACGCCAAAAGAACUUUGAGAGAGAUUAAGCUUCUCAAGCAUAUGGAUCAUGAAAAUGUUAUUGCUGUAAAGGAUAUAAUAAAACCACCGAAGCAAGAGAACUUCAACGAUGUUUACAUUGUCUAUGAGCUAAUGGACACUGAUCUCCACCAAAUUAUACGCUCAAACCAACCGUUAACUGAUGACCAUUGUCGGUUUUUCUUGUACCAGUUGUUGCGUGGGCUCAAGUACGUUCACUCGGCGAAUGUAUUACACAGAGACUUAAAACCCAGCAAUUUGCUCCUGAAUGCAAAUUGUGAUCUAAAGCUUGGGGAUUUCGGGCUUGCGAGGACCAAGUCCGAGACAGACUUCAUGACUGAGUAUGUUGUAACACGAUGGUACCGAGCUCCAGAGUUGCUUCUUAAUUGCUCAGAGUACACAGCAGCGAUCGAUAUUUGGUCGGUCGGUUGUAUACUCGGUGAAACGAUGACGAGAGAGCCGUUAUUUCCCGGUAAAGAUUAUGUUCAUCAGCUUAGACUUAUCACUGAGCUUAUAGGAUCGCCUGAUGAUUCAAGCUUGGGAUUCUUAAGGAGUGACAAUGCAAGAAGAUACGUUAGACAGCUUCCGCAGUACCCGAGACAGAACUUUGCUGCUAGGUUCCCAAACAUGUCAGCUGGCGCAGUCGAUUUGUUGGAGAAGAUGCUCGUCUUUGAUCCAAGCAGGCGCAUCACUGUGGAUGAGGCGUUGUGCCACCCAUAUUUGGCGCCGCUGCACGAUAUAAACGAAGAACCGGUGUGUGUGAGGCCGUUCAAUUUCGAUUUUGAGCAACCUUCUUUGACAGAAGAGAACAUUAAGGAGCUUAUUUAUCGUGAAACAGUCAAGUUCAACCCUCAAGAGUGAUGAGAGAAAGAUCCCCAAAAAGAAAAAGAAACUCAUCAAAAUGCGUGUUUUCUUUUGCUCUGUUUUCUUGUUAUCGAAUCUCUGAUAAGUUUGUUUAUGUCUGUAAUAUGAAUAACAUCCUGAGAAAUUGAAAAGAAAAGAACAACCCUUUGAGCUGUGUUUUGCAGAAAGUUUUGUGCUUUCAACCAUAAAUAUGUUGCUUGAGAUUGGAGAUUGGUGAGGAACAAGAACUUACAUACAUCUAUUUGAUUGAUCUGUGUGCCAGUCUAUUUGAUUAAUAAGAA